Molecule: messenger RNA, 6338 nt
Organism: Artibeus jamaicensis (Jamaican fruit-eating bat)
Lineage: Eukaryota; Metazoa; Chordata; Mammalia; Chiroptera; Phyllostomidae
Gene: SLC12A4
Product: solute carrier family 12 member 4
Exons: 24
Coding region: 2630-5872 (1080 amino acids)
Biological process (GO): cell volume homeostasis; chloride ion homeostasis; potassium ion homeostasis
Cellular component (GO): membrane
Molecular function (GO): potassium:chloride symporter activity
Source: RefSeq, a predicted model, not a curated record
UGCAAAGGGUUGGGGGCACACACACACACACAGUGAGCCUUAGAUCCAUCUCAUGGGGUAUCCCCAGCCUGGCACUUCAAUCUCUCAAGGCCCACACCUCUGCCCCAAGCGGUAUAGAGGUUCUAGUACCCCUGGCGGAUGCCUGUGAGCACAGGGAUCAGAAGUGUCAUCUGGAUCCCCAUCUGCAGCUGGUGUACUCACAGCUGUGGCCAGGAACACACAUAUAUGGGUCCUUCACAGGCAGCCCCCAGGCCCAGGCCAUAUUCUGGUUCACCAGGGAUUUCAGGUGGUAUCUGAGCAGCUUCAGCCUGGCAGGCAUGCCCAGACCUGCCCUGGAAUUUUUAGAAUAGCCAAGGGCAGUACAGGCACCCAGACAUUGCUGAGAGCCCCCCCCCCACACCCCCACACACAUAUUCCCACAGUCCCCGUGGGAGCUGCCCUUAAAUGAGGCUUUAGGGAACUCCAGGAAAUGUCUGCCGGGUGUCUGGCACCAGACCGUCUCUUUUCUGAUUGAUCUGGGUAGUUAGAUCUUUACUUCAUAGAAGAGGAGGCCGAGUCAGCACAGAGAGGGUAAGCAAGUCCCCCUGGGUCACAGAGAGGGAGGGUCAGGAAUCCAAGUCAGGGUGCCAGCCAUCUGAGCACCAAGAGCCCUGGGUAUGUGCACCCUGGGUGCAUCCUGUGAUGGAUUGUGGCCCAGAAUAGGAUUAGCAAACCUGUGGCUCAGCUCCUACCUGGUUCUAGUGGAUUCUGGGACCUAAGUUUGGCCCUUCUACCGGGUGACCUUGCCUCUGAAUGUUUCUGAGCCUUACUUUCUUUGCUACUAAAAAGGAGUAAAGGGUAUCUCCUGGAGGGUUACUGUGAGGACUACGGGCAACCCUUGGAAGGGCUUCCAGGUGCCCUGGAGUCAUAGCUGCAGGGACAAGGGAUCUGCUGGAUCUUACAGGACCACCCAUGCCAGUUUGGGGGAACUGCCUCCUGCCUGGCUCUGAGUCUUCAGGAUACUUGUUCAGUCUCCGCAGAGGGACAAAGCAACAGUGGGGAGGCAGACUGCAGUGCAUGAGGUUAGAGUAAUUUAUAAUAUACUUCCAACCAGCUUCACAAAAGGACCAGAAGAGAUGCAAUGCCUCUGCUGGCAGGCUUUGCCCCUUGGUGUCUCCCCAAAGGACUUGGCCUCAGAAAGAUCAAAGUCAUGCAGAGGAAUGGGGCAAGGGCUUGGUGACUGCAUCUAAGGAAUAAAUUUAGCUUGGAGAUUCUUGGCAGCCAAGGCAGAAAGGGAACAAAGAUGAGCUCAAUAGCUGCCAUUUUCUGACAAAAUGAAGCAUCUGACUUAUUUAGGGGAGAUAUAUAUGUAUUUUUCCCCCAUAAAAAUCCAAGAGUACUUUUCAGACACUUUCCACUGAGGGGCCAUCAGUAACAGGCAGAGUUACUGGGUUUUCAGAUUUUUCUUGUGGCUCCUUAUCCUGGUCCUGAACAAGCAUCAGGGGCACAGCAAGUGUCAGAGGGUGUCCAAGGAGCUUAUGUGACCCUACAUGGCUUUAACAUGGCUUGGUGGGCUGGCUUGACCUCUUGCUGCCUUUGUCAAGUGUCCCAUUGGUAUUGGCCUUCACACAGCCUUGUGGCUCGUGGGACUGAGCUGCUUGGCUCACUUAGAAACAGAGAGUUCAGGUGCCUGGAGGAGGUAUUGUUUUCAUGUGCUGUUCGAAGGAAGAGGGGCUUUGCCCCAAAAAUUGUCAUCAGCUUUACCUGUCAGUCUCCUUGGGUAAUAAAGAAUCCACAGUGCAGCACCUGCUGAGUAAUUGUUGGCUUAGAGGAGGCAAGUUAUGUCUCAUGCCGAUGGCGGAGGAUGCUUCAUUCAGCAUUCUUAGCUGCAAACAGGAGACAUGAAAUUAUAGACUAACCAGAAAAGGCUGGCAGGUAGCCCUCACAAAACCAGAGAGGGCCAGUGCAUGGCCCGAAAACCCUAGUAGUCUGGGUCCGUGAGGACACUUCUGUUGACACCAGGCCUGCACUGCUGCCAGUCACUGCAACACCAACUUGACUUCUUUGAACCAAGAUGUCAGCUUUCCACUUGCUGUGAGGCCUCCAGCCACUGCCGCGGCUACCGGACUGACUGGAGGGAGAACAAAUAAAACCCAACCACUCAGCGACCAGAGAAGGACUACUUGGUGCCUUCCGUCUCCCUGAUGGAAAGUUGGGAACGCCAUCUACUGAGCCUCACAAGGGACAGCUUGGAAAACGAGAAAGAGUGCAAACGCCGGGCCGCCAGAAAAAUCAGCCAAGCUUUGAGAGUUGAGGCAGGCGUAUUAUUAUUAAAAAAAAAAGGGGGGGGGGGUCUGGUUCUUUUCUACGAGGUUUCUUUGCAGCUGAGGCACUGUCUCACCAGCCUAGGGGACACAUCGGCCACACACCUAGUCUGAGCAAGCGUCCGGGAACUGGAGGCAGGCAGGCCAACAAGCGACUCCUGCCGGCAGUCCCUGCGCAGUCCUAACACCAACCACCCAGGCUUUUGAACACGACUCCGGACAGCAUCUUGGGCCCACUUCCGCUCUGAGCUCGUUUGCCCCUCCUCCCAGCAUGCCCCAGGCCGCCCUCCGGGAGGCCCCGCCCAGUGCAUGGUGGGGCAACUAGCAUGGCGGCUGAAGGUGCCCUGUGUGGUUUCAUCUACCUGGAAGGCAGCACCUGGGUAGACCCUGAAGACAGCAAAGCCUUGGCCCCUGUCUCGCUGGGACAUGGCAGCCACAGAGAGAGCAGCCCUUUCCUUUGUCCCUUGGAGGCUUCCAGAGGAAGCGAAUACUAUGACAGGAACCUGGCACUGUUUGAGGAAGAGCUGGACAUCCGCCCAAAGGUAUCGUCUCUUCUGGGCAAGCUCGUCAGCUACACCAACCUCACCCAGGGCGCCAAAGAGCAUGAGGAGGCUGAAAGUGGGGAGGGUACCCGCCGGAGGACGUCCAAGGCGCCCAGCAUGGGCACCCUCAUGGGGGUGUACCUGCCCUGCCUGCAGAAUAUCUUCGGGGUGAUCCUCUUCCUGCGGCUGACGUGGAUGGUGGGCACGGCCGGCGUGCUGCAGGCCCUCCUCAUUGUGCUGAUCUGCUGCUGCUGCACCUUGCUGACAGCCAUCUCCAUGAGCGCCAUCGCCACCAACGGAGUGGUUCCAGCUGGGGGCUCCUAUUUCAUGAUCUCCCGCUCCCUGGGGCCAGAAUUUGGAGGUGCAGUGGGCCUGUGCUUCUACUUGGGAACAACAUUUGCAGCAGCCAUGUACAUCCUGGGGGCCAUUGAGAUCUUGCUGACCUACAUUGCCCCGCCAGCUGCCGUUUUUCACUCAACAGGCGCUCACGACUCGUCCAGUGCCACCUUGAACAACAUGCGGGUGUACGGGACCCUUUUCCUUACCUUCAUGACCCUGGUGGUGUUUGUUGGCGUCAAGUACGUGAACAAAUUUGCCUCGCUCUUCCUGGCCUGUGUGAUCAUCUCCAUCCUCUCCAUCUAUGCGGGGGGCAUCAAGUCUAUUUUUGACCCUCCCGUGUUUCCAGUGUGCAUGCUGGGCAACAGGACCCUGUCCCGGGACCAGUUUGACAUCUGCGCCAAGACAGCCAUGGUGGAUAAUGAGACAGUGGCCACCCAGCUAUGGAACCUCUUCUGCCACAGCUCCAACCUUACCGCUGACUCCUGUGACCCCUACUUCCUGUUCAACAAUGUGACCGAGAUUCCUGGCAUCCCAGGUGCAGCUGCCAGCAUGCUCCAGGAGAACCUGUGGAGCACCUACCUGGAGAAGGGUGAGGUCGUGGAGAAGCAUGGGCUACCCUCCACAGAUGCCCUUGGCCUGAAGGAGAACCUGCCCCUGUACGUGGUGGCUGACAUCGCCACAUCCUUCACCGUGCUGGUUGGCAUCUUCUUCCCCUCUGUGACAGGCAUCAUGGCUGGCUCAAAUCGCUCUGGUGACCUCCGCGACGCCCAGAAGUCCAUCCCGGUGGGGACCAUUCUGGCCAUUGUUACCACCUCCCUUGUGUACUUCAGCAGUGUGGUUCUCUUUGGCGCCUGCAUCGAGGGCGUGGUACUCCGGGACAAGUACGGUGACGGUGUCAGCAGAAACCUAGUGGUAGGCACGUUGGCCUGGCCUUCACCCUGGGUCAUUGUCAUCGGGUCCUUCUUCUCAACUUGUGGCGCCGGUCUACAGAGCCUCACAGGGGCACCACGCCUGUUGCAGGCCAUUGCCAAGGACAACAUCAUCCCCUUCCUCCGGGUAUUUGGCCACGGGAAGGCAAACGGUGAACCAACAUGGGCACUCCUCCUGACGGCACUCAUCGCUGAGCUGGGCAUCCUCAUCGCCUCCCUUGACAUGGUGGCCCCCAUUCUAUCCAUGUUCUUUCUGAUGUGUUACCUGUUUGUGAACCUGGCCUGUGCUGUGCAAACGCUCCUGAGGACCCCCAACUGGCGGCCCCGGUUCAAGUACUAUCACUGGGCGCUGUCCUUCCUGGGCAUGAGCCUCUGCCUGGCCCUGAUGUUCGUCUCCUCCUGGUACUAUGCCCUGGUCGCCAUGCUCAUUGCAGGCAUGAUCUACAAGUACAUUGAGUACCAAGGGGCUGAGAAGGAGUGGGGUGAUGGGAUCCGAGGCCUGUCCCUGAGUGCUGCCCGCUAUGCGCUGUUGCGGCUAGAGGAGGGGCCUCCUCACACCAAGAACUGGCGGCCUCAGCUGCUGGUGCUGCUGAAACUAGACGAGGACCUUCAUGUGAAGUACCCACGGCUCCUCACCUUUGCCUCCCAGCUGAAGGCAGGCAAGGGCCUGACCAUUGUUGGUUCUGUCAUCCAGGGAAGCUUCCUGGAGAGCUAUGGCGAGGCCCAGGCUGCUGAGCAGACAAUCAAGAACAUGAUGGAGAUUGAGAAAGUAAAGGGCUUUUGCCAGGUGGUGGUGGCCAACAAGGUGCGUGAGGGGCUGGCCCACCUCAUCCAGUCUUGCGGCCUGGGCGGCAUGAGGCAUAACUCCGUGGUGUUGGGCUGGCCCUAUGGCUGGCGACAGAGUGAGGACCCACGUGCCUGGAAGACCUUUAUUGACACUGUGCGCUGCACCACGGCUGCCCACCUGGCCCUGCUCGUGCCCAAGAACAUUGCCUUCUACCCCAGCAACCAUGAACGCUACCUGGAGGGUCAUAUCGACGUAUGGUGGAUCGUGCAUGAUGGUGGCAUGCUCAUGCUUUUACCCUUCCUGCUGCGCCAGCACAAGGUUUGGAGGAAGUGCCGGAUGCGCAUCUUCACGGUGGCCCAGAUGGACGACAACAGCAUCCAGAUGAAGAAGGACCUGGCUAUCUUUCUGUACCACCUACGCCUGGAGGCGGAGGUGGAGGUGGUGGAGAUGCACAACAGUGACAUCUCUGCAUAUACCUACGAGCGGACACUGAUGAUGGAGCAGAGGUCCCAGAUGCUGCGGCAGAUGAGGCUGACCAAGACGGAGCGGGAGCGAGAAGCCCAGCUGGUCAAGGACCGACACUCAGCCCUGAGGCUGGAGAGCCUGUACUCAGACGAGGAGGAUGAGUCUGCAGCUGGGGCUGACAAGAUCCAGAUGACAUGGACACGGGAUAAGUACAUGGCAGCUGAGCCCUGGGACCCCAGCCACGCCCCUGAGAACUUCCGAGAACUGGUGCAUAUUAAGCCGGACCAGUCCAAUGUGCGGCGCAUGCACACUGCCGUGAAGCUCAAUGAAGUCAUUGUCACACGUUCCCACGAUGCCCGCCUGGUCCUACUGAACAUGCCUGGCCCACCCAAGAACAGUGAGGGUGAUGAGAACUACAUGGAGUUCCUGGAGGUGCUGACCGAGGGCCUGGAGCGGGUGCUGUUGGUUCGUGGUGGUGGCCGUGAAGUCAUCACUAUCUACUCCUGAGCCCGAUACAGACUUGUGGCCUAGACUGGAGGUGUUCAGUGUAGCACCCCCUCCCAGCAUGCAUCUGCCAGUCCUGCUUUGCCCAAUCCUACCCUGGACCCUGCUAUGGAGAUUGGGCCUGGGCCUGGCAACGGAGAUGGAUCCAGGGUCCUGCAAGGACCCUGAGAAGUUUGGGGACUUUCCCCGUUUAGCACCCCUGGAGGCCAGCCCUGGCUGGAGAAGACUGGUGGGGGCUGACAUUGGGUUUGAAGGCAGCCAGCCCAGGAAUGCUAUUUAUUGAAUAUUUAUUGUUGGGAUGUCACCAUCAGAAAGGAAAAGGGUGACGAGGGAGGGGGUCCUACCCAGCCCGCCUGCAGAAGAGCUGGCUGAGGUUACUGUGGGCAGGAACCCCUACCAAGCUGAGCCUAAUGGAGCCAGUCAGCUGAGGCCGGACUUUUUUCAAUAAAACAUUGUGUACUUCUGGGCC